Messenger RNA from Colletotrichum acutatum, 1501 nucleotides. RefSeq names its product DnaJ domain-containing protein. Bases 344 to 1066 code for a protein of 240 amino acids. The record is from RefSeq and is a predicted model, not a curated record. NCBI's taxonomy places the organism in Eukaryota, Fungi, Ascomycota, Sordariomycetes, Glomerellales, Glomerellaceae. The transcript is spliced from 4 exons.
CGAAGGAGGAGGAGGGGGCAACUGGGCACGUGCCUGCUGAAAUGGCCUGUGCACACCUUACCUCAGCAAAACAGCACAGACCACUUCCAAAAAAGACAAGGGGGGGAUCCCCGGAGGCAAUGCCCCGCAAGCUGAUCAAGCCACGUUCACCCUUUGGUUCCAUGCGCCACAAUGACGUUGAUGUCAGUCAGGCCUGGUUCCUCGGGGAGGCGAUACCUCCAGCGCAAUCUUUCACUUGAUCACCUCAAGCCUGCAGCCUCUCCUUCACCCGUACUUUGCGUUUGUAUCGCUCUUCCACCAUCUAGAAAAAGCCUCUUGUACCUAAGCCCUACCGGUCACCAAGAUGGCGAACACUGGCGCCCCUCCAAACUACUACAAGAUCCUCGAGAUCUCGGAGGCGGCUACGACCCAGCAAGUUCGCGAUGCAUACAAGAAAGCCGCCUUGAAGACACACCCAGACAGGGUCCCCGCUGACUCGCCCGAGCGAGCAACGCGCACCCGCAAGUUCCAGCUCGUCAACGACGCAUACUACACCUUGUCCGAUACACAAAGACGCCGAGAAUACGACGCCCAGCGAAAAAUCUUUGGCGCAUCCGCCGGUACAACAUACGGCGACUUUUCCGACGACGACUCUGAUCCGGAGGAAGUACCCCCACAGGCCGGCCCCAACCCGCAAAAUGCCUACUCGUGGGCAUGGAACUUCUUCACCGGCGGGAAGCAAGGUCAACAGAACGAGGGUCAGCGCGCACAGGCAGACAACGCACAGUUCGGCGAUGUCUUUGAGGAGAUGUUGCGCGAGGAGGGCAUGGCCGAGGAGGGUACCAACCGCCCGACGAGCUCGUUCUGGAGCAUGGUAGGCGGUCUUAGUGGUGGCGCGCUUGGCUUCAUUGUCGGAAACAUGCCUGGCGCGCUGGCGGGUGCUGUCGCUGGAAACAGGCUUGGCUCCGUUCGAGAUGCGAAGGGCAAGAGUGUCUAUGCCGUUUUCCAGGACCUCCCCCAGGCAGACCGCGCGAGGCUGCUUACUCAGUUGGCUGCUAAGGUGUUCAGCCAUACUGUAGGAGCUUAGGAACUUUUGGGAUUUCAGAUGGGUUCAGGAUGAUAUCACAUGGGCAGCUCGGAGUUUUGGGUUCGGUCAAGAUCGGUAUGAAUAGGUAGUUUCAUCAUGCCAACUUGGCACUUUGGCAUCGAUACAUUAGAUAGCUUUUAUCCCUUCAAAAGUAUUGCCUGUCGUCAGAAGUGUGACGUGUCUGUAUAACACAGCUCGACGAACCUUUCCUCCAUUUGACACAACACGAUCCACGAUCGGAUGGACCCUGCCGCAACACACACCAUGGCCUCCUCCACUGACCGGUAUCUCACAAAUUCCACUGUCAGUCACAACCCCACCAGCCUCCACGAGCCAUUGCCCAGGUGGUGUCCGCGGCUCCGCAGCUGUGGAUGUGUGCAGCGGGGUGAAGCGGGGUCGUCGCGCGCUCUAUGAUUAGCUGAUCGCUUCCGGAUC